AUGCCCCAUUAUUUAAAACAACAUCUCUCUUUUAUUUUUUCCCCUAUCACAUUAUUCCUCUUUUCAAUGAAUACAUGGUUUUUUCCCUCAAUUCCUUUUCUCUCUCCCCCAUCACAUUAUUCCCUCCUCUCCCCCCCCAUCAGAUUUUUCCCGCUCUCUAGUCAUCGAAAUCCCUCUCAUCUAUCCAUUAUUCCCUUUUCUGUAUCAUUAUUCCUCUCUAUCUAUCUAUCCCUUUAUCUAUCUAUCUAUCUUUUCCUAUCUAUCUAUCUAUCUAUCAUUAUCUCUCUCUCUCCCUCUAUCACAUUAUUCCCUUCCCUCUCUCCCUCUAUUCCUCUCUCUAUCUAUCUAUCUAUCCAUCUAUCUAUCUCUGUUCUAUUUUGUUCCCUGUAUCUAUCUCCAGUCUGUUCUAUCUAUCUAUCUAUCUAUCUAUCUAUUAUCUAUCUAUUUGAAUAUCUAUCUAUCUAUCUAUCUAUCUAUCUAUCUAUCUAUCUAUCUUAUUCUUAUUCUAUUAUCUAUAUCUAUCUAUCUAUCUUAUUCUUUGAAUAUCUAUCUAUCUAUCUAUCUUAUUCUUUGAAUAUCUAUCUAUCUAUCUAUCUAUCUAUCCCAGUCUCUUCAUUCUAUCUAUCUAUCUAUCUAGACUGA
Messenger RNA from Acanthosepion pharaonis, 642 nucleotides. NCBI's taxonomy places the organism in Eukaryota, Metazoa, Mollusca, Cephalopoda, Sepiida, Sepiidae. The record is from the annotation of a GenBank genome assembly.